AUGAAUUUUUUGCUAAUUUUUUUUUAGUGGACUGUGAAUAAAAAAUGUGUAUUCCAUUUAUAAAAUUAUUUUGAUUUCUUAAAACUUUCAAUAUUUUUACAAAGGCAUUGCAAUGGCGAUGGACAGUUAAACAUGUGUGUGGUAUCUAGCCAAUUUGUGAAUGGAUUUAGGUGUAAUGUGUACUGGAGUUGGCAACCAACUGUUAGCCACUCCAUUGUUCAUAACUAUAGUAUCAUAAUAUUUUAUUGUCAUAUCAUAGUGCUGGUUUUCCGGUUGCAAUGGCAGCAAAAGAGGCCACAGCUAUAGAUGAACAUGUACCAGGUAGCGAAUAUAAAAAUGUUCUGUUCAGUGAGAACUUUUCAAAGAGCAUGACAGAUGAUAUUUGGACUAACACCACCUUCUACACGUUCACUAAUUUUGUGCUACAAGGAGAAAAAGAUUAUACUCUACAAGGUGCUUCUGUCCUUGACUUGGGAUGUGGUGGUGGUUUGUUUUCUCGUUGGGCAGCUGCGCAAGGAGCUUCUAAAGUUGUUGGAAUCGAUCUAUCAGAGGAGCAAAUUGCUGUUGCUUGCAAAAUGGAUGAAGACAAUGAUGGUCACCAUUCAUCUGGUAUUGAGUACUAUACUAAGGAUGUGAUAGACAUUAAAACUCCGGAAUAUGGCGAGUUCGAUGUCAUCAUAGCUGUCCACUUGCUUUGUUACGCAGAUAACCCUGAAAAGCUGCAGCGUAUGCUUCAAGCUGUGUCGGUUUGUUUGAAAAAGGGCGGCCGUUGCAUAGGAGUACGUGAAUGUCUUGAUUCUGCUUUAAAAGGUCCAGUGUCAAUGAAAAUGAAGGAAGAAAUAAAGAAUGGGCCAAUGCUUGCAUACCAGAUAAUACCACAGUCAGAUGAAAUUGUCGACAGCAAAGAUUGUGAUGAUUUUUGUGCUUGCAUUAAUGAGUUUCGAAGUUCAGAUGGCUCAAUCAUUAAAUUCAAAAAUUACGCAGUUAGCGAAUCAACAAUGAUUAAAAUGUUCAAUGAUGCUGGCUUUGAAGUGAAUGCCUGUGGGCCAAUGUUGACUUGCUCUCCAGAGGGAAAAAAGAUGUUUCCACCUAAUUUUAUUGACAAAGUUACAAAUAAUUAUGGAAAAUUGUUGUGGUACUUUGAUAUUACUAAGAAUUAAUUAGGAUUGAUUAAUUUAUGCUGCAAUUUUGUUUUUCUUCAUUUUUGAAUGAGUCUAACACCUGGUUUCCAUAAA
Messenger RNA from Amphimedon queenslandica, 1235 nucleotides. RefSeq lists its product as uncharacterized. Lineage: Eukaryota; Metazoa; Porifera; Demospongiae; Haplosclerida; Niphatidae. The transcript has a single exon. Gene Ontology annotation, molecular function: methyltransferase activity. Bases 279 to 1160 code for a protein of 293 amino acids. The record is from RefSeq and is a predicted model, not a curated record.